CUCUACACCACUGAGAACGAAUGAGCAAGAGAGGAAGUACCAAAAAGUGAUUGAGGAAGUUCAACAAGGGCAUGGCCAACCGUCUAACCAUCAUCCAUUUUCUCUCAGUUACGAGAGAUCGACAGAUGCUGUACUCUGUUCUACUCUGAUUGGAUGUGAUAUACAAAAUCAAAAUGAACAAGAUUGUGUUGCGAAGGACGUCCUUUUUUCUCUUACUCUCCUUCAGAAUCUGGAAAGGUUAUGCAGUUGAGACAACAGAGUCCACAAAGCAACCAGAAGUAUCUAAAUCUGUGUCUAACACCACUGGACCCACAAUAUUUGGUCAAGAUAACCAGAAUGCAACCGGGUGGACAAUGGACCCUGUCACAAAUGUACAGAAGAUGAACGUCACCACACCUGCAGCAGUCACAAACAUCACCAACUCCACCGUGACUACCACUCUGAGCCCCAACAAGGCAUCUGUGGUCACAUUCAGACCAGCCACACAGCCAACCAUUAAGACCAACACUUCCAAAGCCAGAACAUACUCUGCUGUGUGGGAGGAGAGAUGGGGCGAUCCAUUCCAUUAUAAUUACACCUCUCUGCGUCAUAUAGGGUUAACCAUCGCUGCAGUUCUCUUCGUGAUGGGGAUCUUGGUACUUGGUUGCGGCAAAGAUAAACGAAUUCCACGCUGUCACAUUGGCAAAGGAAGUUCAUACGAGGUGACCAGAAGUUAACACUCAUCCCUGCAUUGAUUUGACCCGGCAAAAAUAGCAGAACAGCAAGCAAAACAUGAAGGAGCCAGUCAAACCUGUUCUGGCAGCAGUUACAUACUUCCCCUCUUGUGAGAAUAACAUCAUAAGGACAAGAUGGAGGUGUUGUGUGUAUGAAUGUGUUCAUUAUUUUAAACUGAUCUCUUGGUUUGUCAAAUUUUGGCACAGGGGAAUAAAGAUGUGUGCUAUCGAGCAGCACUAAAUGCCAGCCGUAACACAACAGCUGGGACUUCGAAAGAUCCCAAUGUAAUCACACGUCUCAGACACAAAAUCCCUUCAUCUCUGCGCUCUCCUGCACCAAAAGGCUCUGUUUAAGCGUCAAACUUUUUACAACACAGACCUGUACUUGUGUUUUACUAUUAUUAUUUCAAUAUUCUGCAUCUUCAGAUGUGUCAAUCAUUUGUAUUUGGAGGGAAGAGCUUUGUAUAGCUCACAAGCGCCCUCAUGAGGGCACAUUUAUUAUAAACCACAUGAGUUCUCCCACGUGGAGUGAAUAAAAGAGUUUGACAUUGAA
Myxocyprinus asiaticus (Chinese sucker) is the source of this 1266-nucleotide messenger RNA. RefSeq names its product FXYD domain-containing ion transport regulator 5-like. The coding region runs from base 174 to 716 and encodes 180 amino acids. The record is from RefSeq and is a predicted model, not a curated record. Lineage: Eukaryota; Metazoa; Chordata; Actinopteri; Cypriniformes; Catostomidae. Gene Ontology annotation, cellular component: membrane. Gene Ontology annotation, biological process: regulation of sodium ion transmembrane transporter activity. Gene Ontology annotation, molecular function: sodium channel regulator activity. The transcript is spliced from 9 exons.